AAGCAUUGAAACGCUUGCGUGCAGUCACGACCUUACACGCACAACAUCAAGGUGUAACACCUCAAAAAUUAUGAUAACGACACAAUUUCAACAAUUUCUUCGUUCACGCUCAUGAGGAACUGAAGGACAAGAUCAAGAUGGAAGAAUCUCCUUCAUGUAAGCAAGACAAAACUCCGGUCAAGAUGACUCCUCAGUACAAAGAAGUGUCACCCAAUCGAAACAUUCCCCAUGCAGUGGCAAUGAGGGAAUAUGGUUCAUCCCGCUGUUUGAAUCAAUUAGCUUCAGAAUUUCGAAUUGCUGCAGAGGAAAAGCUGAUAUUGAAGGCACAUAAAGAAACGAAAUGUGACCUUCCUGAUUUUACUCGUUCUACUUACUUGAUGGUUUUCAGUCCAGAUGGGAAGAAAAUGGCAUCCUCACAUGGCAAUCACAAUGUCUAUGUAACUGAUGUCAAAACUGGCAAAAACUUAAAUACCUUAUCUGGCCACCCUCGCACUCCAUGGUGUAUUGCAUUUCAUCCAUCCUCUAAUCAAAUUCUUGCCUCUGGAUGCUUAGGUGGUCAAGUUCGAGUCUGGGACUUGCAUGGGGGAAGUGAAUUAUGGACAGUGGAAGGACAGACAUCCAUUGCAUCACUUGCUUUUCACCCAUCAGACCAUCUUCUUGUUAUUGCUUCAUACAAUGAGAUCCUCUUUUGGGAUUGGAGUCAGCCAGAACCCUUUGCAAAGUGUAGUACCCUGAAUGAGAAGGAGAAGAUUCGAUACGUUGCUUUUGACUAUUCUGGAUCAAAGCUUGUGACAGGAAUAGAAAUUCCCAAACCAGUGGUAUCUCAAUGGGACCGAGUUGGACCUGGACCUGCUGCUAGCCGCUUAGGUGGUCACACCGGACCACGACCUAGUGGACAGCGGCCAGGAUUUGGGCCUGUGUUUAGUCGGCCAAGUCAAAGUUCAGGUUCGGGAGCAGUAUCUGGAUCUGGGCUGGGCUUGGGAUCUGGUUUAGGAAAUGGUUUGGGUACGGGUUUAGGUACUGGAUUGAGUGGUUUAGGUUCAGGUUUGGGAGGAACAUCAUCAAGACGAUCAAUGAGUCCACCUACUCUAUCGUCAUCGCAAUCUAGCUCUGCCGUGACAACACCAACAGUUCAUAGAGUUUCCUCCUCUCAGCUAGAGGGAAGAAUAAGACAGAAUGUACAGUUACUGCAGUUACUCCUUGAUGCUAGAAGAAAUGCCCAAAAUGAAACAAUCUCACCGAGAAGACCCAUGAAUGGAGAAAGCAAUACAUUGGAUUCUAAUAAUAGUACAAGAUCAAUCAACUUAAAUGAAACUGGAAGUACAAGGAAUAUAGGCACAUCUAAUAGUGCUAGUAAUCAGCUAAGAAGUUUUAUGUCAGAAUCUUUCCAGGAACGCAGACAUGUAAAUCCACAUUCCACAUGGCGGAGUGAAAGUAUUUUGAGGGGUUUUGGUGGUGAAAGACUGAAUAGUUCAAACCCUGUAGGUAUUAGAAAUCUUGCAGCUAACGUGCCUUUGCCAUCUGCACCUUGUGAUAGUAAUAGGGACCCAAGCACAGCUUCAAGUUCCAAUGACAUAGCUGUUGAUGUUUCAUCCAAUACCAAUCAGUUAACUUUAAAUCAAUCAGAUUCAAGUGUAGGAAGUUCAUCACAGAGAAGAGUCACAAAUCGGCAAUCCAGAUUUAUGCACUUAGGUGGUUCCCCUAGUUUAGGUCCUUCCUCAACAGCUACGUCUAUGUCUCCAAAUUUUAGGAGCCAGAAUUUCACAGCAACGUCUAGCCAAGUUUCAUUUACAAAUGGAGAUUUGGAUGUCUCAAAUCAAAUCAAUAAUUUAAGUGAGGACAUUCGUCAGAUUUUUUAUAUCUUAUCUGAACACAUAGAUGAUAUGCAACACUGCUCAGUUUGCUUACCAAGAAUGAGCAGUUCACGUUUGAGCCAUAUUCGGCAGCUCUGGGCUGAGUUGAGAGAUCAAAUACGUUCACUUCAAUCAAGCAUUUGGGAAAAUACAACUCUUGCAUCUAAUGCUUGGCAGAGAUCAUCUUUUGAGGCUAUCACAGAGAUGCUCUCUCACUUGACUCAUGAAGAAGGAAACAGCAAUGCUAACAGGCCUGCAUCUCCUUCUUCUUUUCAAAGAGAAAAUCAAUCCACAUCCACUAGCCUCCAGUCAAAUAUUUCUUUAUCUUCUUCUCCAACCAACUCGCUCUCUACAGAAUUGUCUCACCUCAGUUCUCGCAACUCCGGUUUUAGUGCCAGAAGAUCUGUACAGAGCCCAUUUGACGGGCUUAUAAACUCAUCCGCAUCGAGAUGUACUCCAAGAUCAAUUCUGAGAGGGAAUGUUCAUCGCAGGCCUCAUCAUGCUGGUAGAAUGUUAUACUUGAGAUGUCAGAAUGCUGCUAGACGGCAUGGCACUACUGCAGGAAUCUUGCGAUCUCAAAGACCUUCAGGACGUUCAUCACAGUCUACUGAAACAGAGGAAUCAAUCUCCCAGUCCUCUUCGUCAAACAGUGAGGAUCAAUCAUUAGUGCCUGGCAGGCAUUUGCCUAGUCAAAGUUCAGAGUCAUCUCAACCUUAUCAGACCUCCUCUGCAUCAGAAUUUGAUCAAACUUCAGAAGCAGAAACAAGAUCAGAUAGGGCAAAUGUUCAUUCUCCUCCAAGAGACUCCACCGCAAGUGGUACAAAUGGCUUACAAAUAAAUGGGAGGUCUGGCUUCCAACAGAGUCCUCUAUUAAAAUAUAGGUAUUUUUGGGGAAGGCGAAGAAAUGUUGCUUCAAGACCUUUCCGUAGCAGUACUAGUGUACGUUCUCCACCUCAACGUGUUACUCCCCCAAGAUUCUUUGGAGGAAGGCGCAGUGAUUUUGAGAUAACUCUUGAUACAACUAGCCCACCUCAAUCACAACAACAACCAUCAAGAAAUACUAGAGCAAAUAGUCAGUCAUCUAUCCGCACAUCAGACAAUAUGUUAAUGAGAAUCUUUCGUAGCCUGAGGAGGGCGGCCUCACUAUCAGGCCAUUUAAAUCAAUCACAACCAUCUCUGAAUAAUGAUCAGAGUCAGAAUGUAACUGCCCUGCCAGUGCCACUAGAACCAUCAGUCCCACUGGCUACUCCGCCGGACACUUCCUCAAAUCAGCAAACUUCCACAAGUCCUGAGCAUUCUGGUGAUGGUCAAUCCUCAGGUUUACGUCUUUGGACUCAAUACAGUGGACCUGAUGGUGAUGUGCUACAUAUUCGUCUUCCCCAAAUGGAAAGAAUGGACUCAGCAGUUCGGGAAAGACUUUUGAGAAUCCGUUCUAGUGGAACAAUGAAUGUGGUUCAAAAUGGUGUCAUGACAGAAGAGCUUGCCAGGAAUUUAUUACGUUUGCACGUUCAUCAGCAAUACCAAGAAUUACAACUUCGACAGCAUCAGGCCAGAUUACGUGUGCGUUUCCACAAUCUAAAUUCACUGCGCCUCACAGGGCAUACCCAGAGAGAUUUCUCCCGCCGUGUGGCUCGGUGCUCCCUGUGCGGAGGGUCGGUCUACAUUCGGCACCCUCCCUUCUUUCUCAGGGUGAGGGCUACCACGCCCGCGGCCACGCCCGCGACCACGUCCUCCACGCCCACCUCCACCUCAGAUACAACACCAGUCUCAGCAAGCAGUGCCAACCAGCAGUCUCAGCCUCAAGUCGCACAGUCACCACCAGUUUGGCGGAGAUGGGUGUCUCCGACUUCCUCCGGUCCCACCUCGCAGACAUCACCCUCCCGCUCGCCUACCCGAUCUCCCUCCCAGUCGCCCACGCCUUCCUCCUCACCCUCCUCCACACCCCUGCUCUCCUCCCGCUCUCCCCCUCUGUUCCGUCUUGAGACUCAGACAGAGCGAUGGUCUCUCCUAGACCCCCCCGUCACACCCCCGACACCACCACCUCCUCCACCUCAACUAUCCCAGCACACCCCUCAGCCGGCCCAUCCUCCCCUGCAGCCACCCUUGAUGCAGUCCGUGCAGGCCCCAAGGAUGUCGAGCGUUCUGUCCCCGCCUCAGCUGCUGCUCGGCCUGGGGACUUCUCCGCUGGGGCCGCUGCCCUCGCCGCCAUCCUCAGCUUCCCCCUCCCCUCCCUCACCCACCCUGUCAUCCCUUUCACCCCUAUCACCAUCAUCUCCUCCCCUUCAUCCACCUCCUCCACCGCCUCUCCCACCUAUGGUGUCAGCUCCAUUAUUGUCGCAGGUUUCUACACAGACUAACCCCAGACCCUUUGGAGGUGAUACUUCAAGUAAUCCUCCUGGUAUAUCUGGCCACAGAAUUGAGUACUCAAGUUCCAGUUCUUUGUUUUGGCAAGUGCCAGCUAGUCACCUGAGACUUCACAGUCAGCAAGCGGGUGGACCACAAGCUCGCUCGAGGAGCUCCGAAGACCAACCUACUUUUGAAAGUACAGCUGUCCGUGCAUCUCCUGCAACUGACUUGCAUAUUGAUCCAGCUAAUUUACCUUCCACCAGUACUGGUAUCUGCUUUUCAUCUAUGAUGAGAACUCCUGUCUUGAGUAAUUCCUCUUCCAGUGACUCAGAAACUGAAGAUCUAGAACCAAUCAUCAGAACAAAUACCACUUUAAGUAGCCCUGUUGGAAAAGUUACUGAGCAAAAAGAGGAGAAAAGGUCGGACAGAGGUAAUUGCGAAGCCGGGCCUAGUCGUGCUCACUCAAAGGAAUCCCACAAACCUAAUGGUAGAAGUGAUGCAUUAAAAAGGAAACGGGAAGAUGACAGAAGAACUCCACCUAAACACAAGUUCAUUGAUACUCAGGCCUCCAGUGAUUCAGAUAACACCGAUACUGAAUCACCAAGGAGUAAAACUUGUGUGAGGGAAAACCAUCAAAAGUGCCAAGUAAAUAAUUUUCAGCAGGAGAAUGAAACUACCAACAUCAAACUAAACUCUCAGACAGGUGCAGCCAGUGAGAAUGAGGCUGAUUUGGUUACACCAAGUCGGGAAGCUGAAUCAGUUACACCAAGCCAGGAAGCUGAAUUAGGUGCACCAAGUCAGGAAGCUGAAAAUGCACCUAGGCAGGAGGCUUCUCAACAGCUACCAGAACCAACAUUUACUCGUCAGUUGGAAGCAAUCACAGGAAGGCUUGACCACUUAAUGUUUUUGCAAAGAAAUGCAUUAGAUCCUUCUCAAAGAAAUAGGGAUGGUGAAAGUCACGAUAACUCACCCCUCAGGAAUACAGGGGAGCCCUCCCAUACAGCUCAAGAAAGCAGUAGAUCCUCUGAUGCUAUAAAUGUUACCAGUCGCCUUCUCACUCGGUUGACACACACAUUGUCUCGCCAAAUUCAAAUGGUUCAGCAGAUUCGAGGGCAGCAAAACAGUUGUAAUGAUCAUCAAGAGUCUCCUAUCAGACCCGGAGCCACAAAUAUAAGUGCCCAAACAGCCAUGAUCAACAAUACUAGACGAAGGGGUCGGGUUCUCCUGCGCUUGAUGGCUGACAGCCUAUCAACAUUCUCCUCUCAUAAUGGACUUCCAGUCGAUUUCCAAGGCAAUCCAGCAUUUGAACAUGUGCAGAAUAUGUCUUCAGCCUUUUGGUUGCUUCAGGGACUAUAUAUUUUGCUCGACUUAGCACUGGAACUAACAGAUCUUUUACUUACUCAUUUUGUUUCCUCUUACGAGUCAAAUGAUCCUGAAGAAGCCUCUGUAGAAGCAUCAAUCCCACGCCCUUGUGUUUGUUGGACAUCUAAUUCAUCAGCAAAUCAAGCACAAUCAUCUCAACAGAGCAGGAUACCUGUGGGUUCUCCUCACUUGUGGAAUCCACCAUCAACCCAAUCUGGGAACAACUCCACCACUACUAACUCUGGAAGACUAAACCCAUUAAUGAUUUAUGAAACAGUUAAUUCACAGAACCGCCCUUCGCAACCUUCAUCUUUAAAUGAGGCAACUGGGUCACCUAGUGGUGGUUCAUUGUCACCCAUUUCUUCCUCCCCUGCUCCACCUCCAUCUUCCUCUUCAUCUUCAGUUCUCCUUUCCCCAUCUAAUCUGUCUCCUGUUCCUCUUGUCCCUUCCUCUCUGUCUCCUGUUCCUACUUCUCCUGCACUUUCGUCAGUCUCUUCUGUUCCCCCUUCUUUUGAACUUCCCUCUGUGUCUAUUGUUCCACCUUCCCCAGCCGCCAUUUCCUCUGUUUCUCCUCUUUCUCUUGUUCCCCCCUCUCCUUCUCCUGUUCUCCUUUCCCCAUCACCUCCCAAUUCUUCCUCUCCGUCUCUCACACCUGCUUCUUCUUCUGCUGCUUCUACUCCCCUCACCUCUUCCAGUCAGUCUUCCGCCAUUUUUACAUCUCAGAAUAUAAGACCUUGGCUGGUAAAUUUGCACAAUGUAGUAGCGUCUGUCCGGGCACCUGGUAGUGGUAGACCUCCUACACCUAUGGAGGCACAUCUCAGAAUGAGGAGACGUUUGCAAGAAGAGGCUGCAUCAAUAGUAUCCCGGCUUCCUUUGAUGCCAAUUCCUCCAUACACUCCUCUGUUCAAUGAUUCACCUGCUGAAACAGUGUCUGGAAGAAUCUCUCACACGUCCCGGCAAUCUAUAGAAUAUCUUCACCAACAAAUUCAAAUCCAGCAGCAGGAACGAAUACAGCAAGCGCAGCAACGGCAGCAGCGGCAGCAACGGCUGCAGCAGGCUCAGCAGCAGGCUCAGCAGCAGGCCGUGCAGCAGGCAGCUCGGCAGCUAGCUCGGCAGAUGCACCAGCUAACAGAGCAACAACAGCAACCACCUUUCUACUAUGAAGCCCUUGAUUCUGUUUCUACUGGGGUUUCAAGACCCGGUUAUAUGCGUUUACGAACUCGACUGUUACCACCUCCGUUUUUACGCCAGAAUCAAGAAAGGCCGCCCAUUUCAUCAGACGCAGAUAUGGCUGCUCAGCAAUCUCUGUUUUUUCAUUAUGAUUAUACUCGAAAUAUUGGGCAUUUUGUUCGAGAGCCAAACUUCACUGGAGAAGAACACAGGAUUCAUCGCAUCCAGUUAUGGGACUUCUCUCGUGGUAUUAUUCCUGAUAUAACCAAGGGUGAUGAAAACCUUGUUGUUUCUGAAUGUAAAAUCCAUAAUGACGCCAGUGUGGAUAUAUCUUCAGAUGGACACUUAUUGGUUGCACUUUUACCAACCGCUCGACCUUCUGGUCAUCCUCAGAUUCUACCUACAACACCUGCACAAACCAUUGGUGUGUACAGCCUUGUAUGGGAAUCUCUUGGGCAACUUUUGUACACAACCAGUAUUGACCAACCAGCUGUGUCUGUUGCUUUAUCCCCAUCAUCUGCUUACCUUUUGGUGGGUCUUGCUACUCGAAGAGCGAUGCUAAUGCCCAAUGACCAGCAUGCUCUUGCACAAAUUUUCAGAUUGGAGGGUGCUAAGCCAGGCAGGCCUAUUGGGGCUCGUGGACGCUUAAAUUUGUACCGCUAUAUUGAACCAUUGAGUAGUGCACCAGUAGGCAUCAAUUGUAUUCGUUGGGCGCCAGUUUCAGGACAAGGUAUUGUGUAUGGCACAAAUAAUGGAACCCUUGUAAUGCUACGUUGAACAUCUUUAAGUCUAGUCCUUACAAUUGUGAAUGUCUUAAGUUUAAUCUACAGUGAUAACAACGUGCCUCCCUUUCUUUACAUCGGUUUGUGAAUCACAAAAUUAAUUUUCUUUCACAUUUUGAAGUGUCUGAACUCCGACACCAUUAAAUGUCAAAAAUAAGAUUCUUUAAUUCUCAUUACUGGUCAUAGACAAACGUCUUGUUCUGUAGUGUUCAUAAUUCUUAUUGUUUAGUUUAUAACAUGCAUGUUUGGUUACUCUGCUGUCUUAUGAUUUUGGACCAUGAGGAUACUUCUGUUUUAUUGAUGUACAAGACUAAAGUCAAAUUUAUUAAUAACCUAUUGUGUUCUGAUUUUAGGUUUGUAGCAUAUUGCCAUUUUCUUAGUCAUCAUGUUUAUUAUAGUUGCAUUUUGUCACAUACUGUCUCAGAUAUGCCAUUUCAUUUGUUUAACUUGAUUGUAGAAUUACACUUUUCUUCUUUUGAGUGGAGUAAAUAUUGAAAUUGACGACCUUCUGAUUACAGGUUUAUAAAAUAUAACAAUAAUAUGUUGCUUA
Messenger RNA from Thrips palmi, 8063 nucleotides. RefSeq lists its product as uncharacterized. Gene Ontology annotation, biological process: autophagy. Lineage: Eukaryota; Metazoa; Arthropoda; Insecta; Thysanoptera; Thripidae. Gene Ontology annotation, cellular component: intracellular membrane-bounded organelle. The coding region runs from base 138 to 7508 and encodes 2456 amino acids. Gene Ontology annotation, molecular function: protein binding. The record is from RefSeq and is a predicted model, not a curated record. The transcript has 22 exons.